Messenger RNA from Gadus macrocephalus (Pacific cod), 1942 nucleotides. RefSeq names its product retinal pigment epithelium-derived rhodopsin homolog (gene rrh). The transcript has 7 exons. The coding region runs from base 210 to 1220 and encodes 336 amino acids. The record is from RefSeq and is a predicted model, not a curated record. Lineage: Eukaryota; Metazoa; Chordata; Actinopteri; Gadiformes; Gadidae. Gene Ontology annotation, molecular function: G protein-coupled receptor activity. Gene Ontology annotation, cellular component: photoreceptor outer segment; membrane. Gene Ontology annotation, biological process: G protein-coupled receptor signaling pathway; visual perception.
ACCCCCUCCCAAGCUCCUCUACCAAGUCCCUGGAAUUCUGCAACAGGUUUUAGGGUGAAGUGGCAGAAUUGUUUUUGUUUGUAUUAUUUUUGGUAUUAUUAUUCUUGAAACUCACACCUAGCUACGUGAAUUCGACUGAGUAUAGUAUUACUGGGAACAUUGUUAUUUUAUUUAAUCGACAAAAGCGAUUCACUUUGUAGUUCAUUAAAAUGGGACAAGAUUCUUUGGUUAACGCUUCAGAUGAAGUCGUACCUUAUGGGGGGAAGAGUGCUUUCACACAGCUGGAGCAUAAUAUUGUGGCCAGCUACCUCAUCACUGCAGGCAUUGUCAGUUUGGCCAGCAACAUUGUGGUGCUGCUAAUGUUUGUGAAAUGUAAGGAGCUCCGUACAGCCACCAAUGCCAUCAUCAUAAACCUGGCAUUUACUGACAUCGGUGUGGCUGCCAUCGGUUAUCCGUUAUCUGCUGCCUCCGAUCUCCAUGGCAGCUGGAAAUUUGGAUACACUGGAUGUCAAAUCUAUGCAGCACUCAACAUCUUCUUUGGCAUGGCCAGUAUCGGCCUGCUGACUGUGGUCGCCAUUGACCGAUAUCUCAGCAUAUGUAGACCAGACAUAGGCCAGAAAAUGACUGUUCGUUCAUACACACUGUUGAUUCUAGCAGCCUGGCUCAAUGCUGUGUUCUGGUCGUCCAUGCCCAUCGUUGGCUGGUCGGGCUAUGCCCCUGACCCCACCGGAGCCACUUGCACCAUCAACUGGAGGCAGAACGAUGCCUCUUUUGUUUCUUACACAAUGGCAGUGAUAGCUGUUAACUUUGUGGUACCCCUGGGUGUCAUGUUAUACUGCUACUACAAUGUGUCCAUCACUAUGAAGAGGUUCAAAGCAAGCAACUGUCUGGAGAACCUAAACAUGGACUGGUCGGACCAGAUGGAUGUUACUAGGAUGUCAGUAGUGAUGAUUGUCAUGUUCCUGGUGGCUUGGUCUCCAUACUCCAUAGUCUGUCUGUGGGCAUCAUUUUCAGACCCUAAGAACAUUCCUGCCGCAAUGGCCAUCAUUGCUCCACUCUUUGCAAAAUCAUCCACCUUUUACAAUCCCUGUAUUUACGUUGUUGCCAACAAAAAGUUCAGAAGAGCAAUCAUAGGAAUGCUUCGAUGUCAAACCAGGCAGCGAAUGACCAUCAACAUCGAAGUUCCAAUGACCGCCUCACAAAUACCAUUGACCCAAUAGUUGAUGUAAAACGACAUCGCUUAGUUGGGUGUCUUAGUAUCGUCUGUUGGAUAUCCUUUGAUGUUUUGAACAUUCUUUAAUCAUACACAUACUCUGCUGAUUAGAAAAAAUAUGCCAUGAAUACGAAAAACGUAAUGAUGGCAGUUUAUUUAUCUGAGAGAAUUCAAUCUUUUGUUUGUUCUGAAAUUAUUUUGUAUUGUAUAAAACAUUAAAUUAAAAAUGGACUGACUGUUAAUGGCAAUUCCCAUCAGAAUAUAGUUUUGUAGUAUGCAUACAGGAAAACAUUAUAAAGAUGGUAUACGUAAACAAUGGUGGUUUACGGAAUGUUAUUUAAAAACGACUUUAUAAAUCAAUUGAUCACUUAAGGGUUGAAACAUACAGAUUUGCAUAAAUUGAUUAUAAAUAUGAAAAGUAUAAAGAACAACGUAUUGCUAACAGAGCCCCAGAUUUAAGUCCUUUUAGUGACUUAAAUUUGAUAUCAGCUACGACAGCCACAACCAACAUAUAUAAAGUUGUGUAAUGGGAAUGUUUGAAAUGAGACACAUACACUGGAAUUGAAUGGUUGUGUAUUGAGAUAAUGUACGUGGCCAACAGAAAUCUUAUGCAACAUUGGUUUCCAACCAUAAGCGAAUGGCUUCCUUGUUUGUCCUGAUCCACUCGAUGUUGUUCCUGACCGUCUCCAGGGCUUGCUUUCUGGGCAUUUCCCCAGCACCAGCAUUGGG